CACGAACAAUCUCACAGCGCUGAGACUAAGGGAAAACAAAACUUGACCAACAGCAAAUAAACUGAGCACUCCAGAUGCACAUUUGCACUAAAUAACAAGUAUAUGCCACACUCUAAUGAAACGAAAUCUACAGAGCUUAGUAAUCAAGAAUUACAAUCAUUUUUUAUGGUGCCACGUAUACGAAGAAUUACAGCCCCUCGUCUGUUGGUAUGAAGGAUGGGGAAAGGCAAGGUAACACAUCUUUGGCCAACAAUAUCUUCACACACGCCGUGUGAAAGUGGAGAGCGGCUUUAUGCUGUGGAUUUGCUGCUGAAGACUAAAGAAAACAUUUAAAUGGACAGCUUGCAGACUGGGUCCCUAACCGGGGCGCAGAAAGAUGAGUUGAUGGACCAAGUGAAACAGCAAAUUGCUGUUGCAAACGCUCAGGAGCUCCUGACGAAAAUGACAGAAAAGUGCUUUAAGAAAUGUAUCAACAAACCGGGUACCUCGCUAGACAGUUCAGAACAGAAAUGCAUUGCCAUGUGUAUGGACCGCUAUAUGGACUCGUGGAAUUUGGUGUCUAAGGUGUAUGGUAGCAGAAUACAGAAAGAAAGGCAUAGGCUAUAAAUAUAAACCAACAUGUUAGAUAAUUUUAGGUGAAAACGAUCGAUGUACAAAACCAACAUAUUUAAAAGAAACAUAUUUCAUGUGUGUGUAUAAAAUAUUUUUUUGCUUAAAAAUGAUCCACAGAUAAUUUUAAUUGUCUUUGUAUACAUGUUAUUAGUGCUGUUUAUAAAAUAAAUGACUAAUUAUUGCAACUCAG
This is a messenger RNA of Schistocerca gregaria, 802 nucleotides long. Its product is annotated as mitochondrial import inner membrane translocase subunit Tim13. The transcript has 4 exons. The record is from RefSeq and is a predicted model, not a curated record. The coding region runs from base 334 to 606 and encodes 90 amino acids. Lineage: Eukaryota; Metazoa; Arthropoda; Insecta; Orthoptera; Acrididae.